Molecule: messenger RNA, 891 nt
Organism: Leptomonas pyrrhocoris
Lineage: Eukaryota; Euglenozoa; Kinetoplastea; Trypanosomatida; Trypanosomatidae
Exons: 1
Coding region: 1-891 (296 amino acids)
Source: RefSeq, a predicted model, not a curated record
AUGUUCGAAGAGGCAGAAUUUGACGACAUGUCCGCAAUGGAGGCAAGUACUACGCUCUCCACGCCGCCAGACGUGGUCACACCGCACAUCACGUUUUCUCCCGUAAGGGGCGGCUUUGUACAGUUCCACAAGCCCGGCGACGAGGGCUUCAGUGUGGUGGCCGGUGCUUGCGACGACGCGGACGCUCGCCACGACUCCUACUUCAUGAGCGGUGACGCCUGGCUGUCAGAGGAGUGCCACUGCAUCCAGUGCGAAACACUCCGUGUGAUGUCCCGCUUCUCAGAGCUGUGCAGCAAACCGGAGCUGUCACCGGUGAUUGUCCUCGUGGAUCUGGACAACUUCGGCUUUAAUCAGUUCAAGUCCAUCCCGCCCUACACCGAUGCGGAACUGCUGGACAACGUGCUUGUAUGGGCGUUCUUCGGAUCUUGUUUUACGCGCCACCACCGUGCGUGGCCCAAUGCGCAGACGGUGUGCGAGCCGCUCCCGAGCCGCGCCGCAGCACCGCACGAGACAACAAAGAAGUCGAUCUGGCAGAUUCUCGUCGAGCGAAAUCAAGCCUUCUUCACGCCUUGCGGUGGGCAGAGUCAAGCCGCCGACAGCGUCAUGCGCCGCGUCAUCGAGGCCCUGCACGGCGUGGAUACAAUUUUUCUGACGGGGGACGCGAAGCUGAUCAACGAAAUUUAUCGCUCCCGUCGUUUGCGGGGCAUGAAGACGAAGCGUCACCACGAAGGUGAAAUGACCGAUCGACUGACCGUAAUCAACGUCGCAGACCUAGAGAAGCGCUUUGUGCCGGUAUGGAGGGCGUUGUGCCAGCGGAUUCGCGCCAACCUUCGCACAUCGGAUUUCUCCAGCAGCGACGACAGUGAGGAAGGCCGUCUGCGCGUUUCCUGA